AUGGCAGAAACAUUCAAGUUCAAACUACUUCAAUCUACCCCUUAUUAUGCUCAAGCUAAUGGACAGGCAGAAUCAAGUAACAAGGUGAUUAUCAAUAUCAUCAGAAAGAUGCUAGAGAAGAAUCCAAAGCAAUGGCAUGAAAAGUUAUCAGAGACUUUGUGGGCAUACAGAACUUCAAAAAGAGAAGCAACUGGCAUGACCCCCUAUGCUCUAACCUACGGCCAUGAUGCAAUUCUGCCUAUGGAGAUAGCAGUCCAGUCUCUUAGAAUUGCUCACCAGCACGAUCUCACAGGAGAAGACUACUCUCAAGCCAUGUUACUUGAAUUAGAAGAAUUGGAUGCAAGUAGGAUUGACACCCUCAACAAACUCUUGGAAGGAAAACAGGCUGUAUCAAGAGCAUACAAUAAAAGAGUUAAAGACAAAAGUUUUGAAGAAGGAGAGAUAGGCUGGAAGGCAAUUCUGCCCCUUGGAACACACAUAGCUGGAUACGGAAAAUGGUCACCUACAUGGGAAGGUCCUUUUGUGAUUAACCAGAUCCUCGGAAUGGGGGCAUAUAGGUUGCAGGACAGAGAUGGAGUUAUUCACAAUGCCCCAAUCAAUGGCAAAUGGUUAAAGAAGUUCCACCCAACCAUGUGGGAUUCACAAGCUAUGCAGACAGACCCCGGGAUAGAGAGAGAGCAAGGCUAA
This is a messenger RNA of Prunus dulcis (almond), 687 nucleotides long. RefSeq lists its product as uncharacterized. Gene Ontology annotation, molecular function: nucleic acid binding. Gene Ontology annotation, biological process: DNA integration. The transcript has a single exon. NCBI's taxonomy places the organism in Eukaryota, Viridiplantae, Streptophyta, Magnoliopsida, Rosales, Rosaceae. The record is from RefSeq and is a predicted model, not a curated record. Bases 1 to 687 code for a protein of 228 amino acids.